Messenger RNA from Acanthosepion pharaonis, 2370 nucleotides. Lineage: Eukaryota; Metazoa; Mollusca; Cephalopoda; Sepiida; Sepiidae. The record is from the annotation of a GenBank genome assembly.
AUGCUAACUGAUAGCAGAUAUCUACCUUUUGCUGAUUUCCUUUCUUCCUUCUUUCCGUCAUCCCUUUCUUCCUUCAUUUAUACUUUCUUUCUUUCAUUCGCAGGUUCGCCAUUUCAUUUCUCUAUUUACUUUCUUUCCUUCCUUAUUCUUUCCAUUCACCAUUCUUUGCUUUCUCUCUUCUAUCACCCUGUUCUAGUCACAUCUCUUUAUCUCCCUCCUUCUCUUCAGCCAUUCUGCAUACUUCCCAUCCGCCCUACCUUAAUUUCAACAUUUCUUACAUCACUUCAUCUUCAUUUCCUUUCCGCCAUUUUGUUUCCUUUCAUUAUUUCCCGCCUAUCUGCUUUCCUUCUACUCGUUCUCUUUUUUUCAUUAUUUAUUUCCUUCCUUCUUAGUCAUCUUUCUUUCCUUCCUAUGUGCAAACUUUUCCGUUCUUCAUUCUUUCCGUCCUUUCUUUUUUUUUUCUACCUUCUUCCGCCUGUGCUUCCUUCUUCCGUUAAAGCUUUCUUUCUUUGUUGUAAUUCCAUUGCAUUUUUCCCGCUAAAGACUUACAGUUCAUUCUUCGGUGUUCCUUUUAUAUCAUUUAUUUUUCUAUUUUUCAUUGAUGUAUCAUGUUUUUCUUUCUUUAUUGUUUUUCUGUUUUUUUUUCUUUGUUUUUCUAUUUUCCUUUUUCUGUCUUUCGUUUUCUAUUUUUCUUUUCCUUUUAAUUUUUCUGAUUUAUUUCAUUUUUUAUCAAGAGUUUCUUUUUUUUUCUUUUUUUUUCUUUUUUCAAACUUUAUUUUCCAUGUUCUUUUAAAUUUUUCCCUUUUUUCUUUUACAAUCUUUCUUUAUCAUUUUUAUAAUCCUAAUUUUUCAUCUUUAUCUUCCAUUUUCUUCGCGCUUUCAUUUAUUCUUCUGUUUUUACCUUUUUUUUCCAUUUUUCUCUUACGCUUUUUUCUUUAUAUAUUUCUUUUUUGCUUUUAUCUUUCUUUUGUCUGUUUUUUUUUCUUUUUACCUAAUUGCGCCAUUUUUUUCUCUCCUUUUCACAUUCCCUUUUUCAAUUUUCGAUUUCUUUUUUUUAUUUUUAUCUAUUUCUUUUCUAUCAUAUUAUUUCUAUUUUCUUUUACGUUUUUAUAUUUCUUUUUCUUUUUUGUAUCAUUUCUUUUUCUUUUUCUAUCUUUUUAUCUUCCUUUUUUCAAUCUUUCUUUCAUUUUGGACGUUUUCGCUUUUAUUUUUGUAUCUCUUUCGUAUCAUUCUUUAUCAAUUUUUCUUCCAGACCAUGUUAUCCUUCUAUUUCCUUCACUCCUGCAUUCUUUUUUUUUCGUUUUUUUUUCUCUUUCGCUUUUUUUAUAUUCCAUUUUUUUCUUUUUCAUUUUCGAUAUUUAUCUUUUUAUUUAUCUUUUGUCAUUUUUAUUUUAUUUUUACUUUUCUUAUACUCUUGACCUUUCUUUUUUCUAUUUUCUUUUGUGUUUCUUAUACUUUUUACCUUUCUUUUUUUCUAUUUUCUUUUGUGUUUCUUAUACGUUUUACCUUUCUUUUUUUCUAUUUUCUUUUGUGUUUCUUAUACUUUUUACCUUUCUUUUUUAUUUUCUUUUGUGUUUCUUAUACUUUUUACCUUUCUUUUUUUUUUUUUUUUUUUUGUGUUUCUUAUACUUUUUACCUUUCUUUUUUUUCUAUUUUUCUUUUGUGUUUCUUAUACUUUUUUACCUUUCUUUUUUAUUUUCUUUUGUGUUUCUUAUACUUUUUACCUUUUUUUUUUUUCUAUUUUCUUUUGUGUUUCUUAUACUUUUUACCUUUCUUUUUUUCUAUUUUCUUUUGUGUUUCUUAUACGUUUUACCUUUCUUUUUUUUUCUAUUUUCUUUUGUGUUUCUUAUACUUUUUACCUUUCUUUUUUAUUUUCUUUUGUGUUUCUUAUACUUUUUACCUUUCUUUUUUUUUCUAUUUUCUUUUGUGUUUCUUAUACUUUUUACCUUUCUUUUUUUUUCUUUUUUCUUUUUGUGUUUCUUAUACUUUUUUACCUUUCUUUUUUUAUUUUAUUUUGUGUUUCUUAUACUUUUUACCUUUCUUUUUUUUUCUAUUUUCUUUUGUGUUUCUUAUACUUUUUACCUUUCUUUUUUUCUAUUUUUCUCUCUUUUAUCUUUCUUCCCAUUUUUCUUUUUUUUAUCUUUGUCUAUUUUAUUUCUCUUUCAUUCUUUUUUUAUCCUUUUUUACUGUUUUGACAUUCUUUUUCAUUUUUUUUCUAUUUCUUUCUUUGUUUUGACUAUUUUUCUUUUUUCCUAUCAUUUUUUCUUUCUCUACAUUACAUUUCAUUUUUUUUCAUUUUUCUGUCAUUUAUCCUUUUCUAACUUUCAUUUUUCUUUUUUCUAUCUUUUUCCUUUCCCCCUUGCCUCUUAA